AUGGAGAUCGUGACGCUGAUCGCGUCUAUCACUUAUCUUUCAGUGUACUUCCUGGACGCCAGCAUUCUCGGUAGUCAAGGAGAUGCUGGCGCAUGCGCAGAGUGCUUGUUCCCCCGGUCUGAGUGUCUGACCCGCGAUCAGGAAGCAGGAUUACCAGCAUUCAAGUAUACAUAUAUAUCAGAAAACAUUUUCUGGGGAAUGUCAGCAUACUCUCCUCCCUUCUACAACGUACAUGUUCAUAAUUAACACUUAAAUUGAAAAUACAAUAUAAUACUAAAAGUAAUAACUAUCACGGGUCCAAUCAGGACCCUAAAGUGCACCAUACAACAUAAUCCAUAUCUUAAUACUAGCUUAACACCUUAUUGUCAAGCUGAAAGUGACCAAUAUUCAGGCUCCCUGGAGUUUAUCCUGGUUCCUAACAUAAUGUGAUGAAUAUUGUGUAAUAGACUACUAUAAUAUAAGUGAGUAAAUGAGUAUUACAAGUGUUAUAGCUAUACCAGCCAUACCAAAACCCAUAAUACCCUAUUAUUAUAAGACUAAGAUAUCCAUAUGGAUACAGUUAUACUAGUGUAUCAAAAAGAUGAGAAACCUCCUAUAUGUGAAAUUGAUCUGUCUGAUCGAUAAGUGGUGCAAAAAUAUUUAAAGUGCCAAUGCAUACUAAUUUAAGUGCAAAACGGUGCAAAGGAUCACACAAUUCAUUAGUGAUACGUGCCCAGUGUUUCAAAAAUCUUCAACAUAAUAACCAAAAAGUGUAUAUGGUCCAAUGCACUCCCCCCUAUUUUUAAACUUCGAAAUAGGAAAAAGGGCAAGAGAAUAAGAGGAGAAAUGGACACCGUAGUUGUCCCAUUAUUUCCUUCCAUUUAAUCGGGAGGGAUUAUCACAAAUGUAUUUUCACAAUAACCUGAAUCUACAGUCCUAUUAAGAAAGAAAAAUAAAGCAUGAAUUAUUCUAAGCCUUAGAGGUUACAAGCAAAAAAAAUAAAAAUAAAAACAUUAAAAUAGGCCUGGCACUUUGGAUCAAAACAAUUAUAUACAACUAACUAUGAAUCUUCACAUAGCCAAUUCGAGCACUUUUUUUUUUAUUUGUGUGUGUGUGUGUGUGUACUUGUGCCUGUUAUGAGUAUACUGCACCUGAGGAAAACCUUAUAUAGGUUGUACUUGUAUUUAUCUUUUGGAUUUGAUAAAUUCUAUUUAAAUAAAGACUUGUAUACCUUUAUGGUUGAUUCCUGACUUCUGUGGCUGUUGAACAAGAUUGUGGCAAUUCAGAGGAGCUGUUACAUUUUUGUCUAUCCAGAUAUCCCUUUGUGUGGAUGAAAUGCUUUUACAGUUCAGAUCCAACUUCUAAAGGGCUCUGUAAAGUGUGAGUUCUCCAAUUAACCUCACCUUCUUUGCGCUACCUUUUAUACAGAUUACACUAUGUUGUUUUAUCUGUUUAUUUUAUACAGGAUUUACCUUGUUUAAAUUUUUUUUUUUUUUAGUCAGAGUAUUGGUUUAAGCCAACCAAUCAGAGUGCUCUGACAGGUAAAUGAAGAGACUGACGGGUAAGUCUCUAAAUUUACCUGUCACAUCACGCUGGUGGGCUCUGUCUUUAUACAUAGCGUGGGAAAGUUCUUUGGAAUUUUCCCUUGCUGUGUUUUUUGACUCAUUAUCUGGUUGUUUGAUAGCAACCAAUCAGUGUUAUGAGUUAAAUUACACAGCAUGGGAAAAUUAAAAUGACACAAAGCACUCUGGUUGGAUUUCAAGCCAACCAAUCAGAGUGCUGUCAGGUAAAUUUAGAGACUUAACUGUCCGUCUCUUCAUUUACCUGUCAGAGCACUCCGAUUGGUUGGCUUGAAAUCCAACCAGAGUGCUCUGUCCUUUUAAUUUACUAGACAUUAGGUUUUUCAGCUUUUGGUAAAUAGCUCCCUGAUACUGUGGGAAUUAAGGAGUUAUCUACUAAGCGGCUGCAAGAUGCACAAAUAAGAUCAUUUCAUAUCUUAUUUCAUAUGAAUGAAAUUCUGAUACAAAGUCCCAUAAUGCUUCCUAACCUAAAUGAACAAACUGUUCUCAUUCUGUUAGGACGAAAUUCGGUAGUCUAAGUGACAGGACGUUUGGGAAUACUGACAGGAAGCAUCGCAAGAUCACAGAUCAAAGGGGAGAAUUGUGGGGAAAUUGCUUUGAUCACCGGAAACAAAGCACACUUUGCUCCUCCGCUGGUCAGGCGUAUGAAACCUCCAUAAGACAAAGUAGUCCCUACUUUGCUCUAGUUUUCUUUAAAACAUAAGACAGACAGGAAGAAAUGAACAGAUCCUGACAGAGGGAGAGAAGAGGAAUCGAUUGGGGAAAGGGGAAGUUCAGCAUGACCGUGCCGCUCUCAUUUUAAUUUUUAGCCUAACUAAUUUUCUCUUCCUCUCUACUUUUUGUUACUUUUUUUUAUUUUUAUUUUGUUUCUGCAGGUCCAAGAUCUAGAGAGUUGUGAUCACAUGUUUGACAGCCUAAGUAGGAUAAACAGCAACUUCUACAGAGAGAAGGUACUUGAAAGGAGGGCACUAUCUCGCUAAUUUUGUUUGACACAUUAUAUUCCACAUUUUAUUUUUUAUAAAUUUUUUAUUUAGUACCUUUUUUUGGUUUUACAGAAAAAGAAGCCACACAUCAUACGACAAUGCACAAGUUUUGUAAUAUGUUGCAAUACUACUGGUAGUUUGUUGUGGGUCAUUUUCUGAGUGUGGCAAACCUCGCCACUUCAGGAAACUAAGGACUUGGUGAAUACGUAUUUUGCUAUUGUCUUUUCUUUUGUCUGAAGUGAAAAGCAUUCGAAUGCUAGCGGCACGAAAACCAUGAGCAUUCCUAUAGUAGUUUCACGAACAAUAAUGGAAUCCACUGUUUGGGAAACUAACAAAACUACUGAAUGGGAGACCACACAAGGGAGGCGUGUGUCUCCCAUUAACGAAAUAGCCACAUUGUAACUGCAGAUAAUUAAUGGUUUUGCGGGUGGCCGCCGUUCAUGUAACCAAACACGUGGCGGCGACCGUCUUUGCUCAUGAAAGCCCAGCGGUGAUUGGUUGUUGAGUGCCUGAAACUAAAAUCUGCUACUCGACUGCACGAACACCGCUGGACUUCCAUGUCUUUUUUGUUUAAAUUGUUCAUUCGGUUAAAUUGUUCAGUCGUGCAAAUAAGACAACGUUCGACAAACUCUAAAACUCACGAAUGCUUCUGUUUCACCAACCCAUUUUCCACUGUAUAUUGUAAUGUGUGUUCGUAUGAAUGAACCCUUCAUUUCAAUGGCUUUGCUAUUCUAGUGAAUGGAUCUGCGUGGUAUUUUGCCAGAUGCUGCGCUCAGAUCCCAGCCAUUCAAUGAGGGGUCAUUCGGCUAAUUCUGAGUAAAAUUACAUGACUUAUAGAAUUUAAUGUUAAAUGGUGUAUUUUGCUGUACAGAGAGAUAAUGUAAUUAACACUGUAUCAGUGCGUCAUCAUCUCUCCAGUACAGUACUGUAUGAUGGGAUAUAGUCUGAAAAGUUAAGUUUCCCACAAAGUCCACUUGAGUAAAACCCCUGCAAUGUCAGUAAGGAAACCGCUUGCAUGGGGACUUGUAUAAAUAUAGUGACCUUGGAAUAAGAGCUCAGUUGAUUCCCAAACUAUGUGUCGUCUAGAUCUUGGGAAUAAGGGAUUAUUACUAUGCUACCUGUAUUUUGUAUGCUGUAUCCUGACUACCGGCGGAGAUAUUGUGGAUUAACCUACAACCCCGCUACAAUUGGUGGCAAGCGACUGGAUUUAAACCUCACAGAAGAGCAGCGUUCGGGAGUUAUUUAUACGAAUGAGGAAGAGAAAAGCAGCGGUUCGGUAAAACAACCAUUCGGAUAAAACCGGAAUUCAGGAAUAUGUGAAACUAUACGAACGGACAGUGAAUGGAGACGAACUAUGCAACAUUGAAGCGAACCACAUUAAAGGAACUAUUGGAGGGAAGGGGAAAAAUAGCCAGCAACAAGACGAAAGCUGCCCUUAUUGCCGAACUCAUGGAGGGAGACAGAGCAACUCAUGCAGCACCUCCACUGGAGACAGCGCAAACGGAAUUCAAAAAAGAGCUCAGGAGCAGGUUGGCAUUUUAUCCAGAAACACCAACCACAGAAACCGUGGACUGAUGGCAGAUGUGCACGAAUACCUCAUGGCCAGGCGACCAGCAAUCCAGGGAAGGGUCCCAAGCUCCAUCCAGCAUUCUCCAGGGGAAAGCCCCCACCCCACCAAGCAUUUAAGACUUACACCGAAGCAGAGGGCGAUAUCGACGAAUACCUGCAGGACUUAGAAAGGUUGUGCCAGCUGCAUGACAUCAGACCAGGUACCCCUGCUUGCCAGCAGAUUAUCUGGCCGCGCAGCAGAAGCUUACCGUGCAGUCCCAGACGAGGACAGCAGGGACUAUCCGGAGGUCAAGCAAGCCAUCUUAGCUCGUUAUGCCAUCACCUCAGAGGCAUACAUACUCAAAUUCCGAGAUCUUAAAAAAAAAAAAAAACCUAAGAGAGACUCUCACACGGAAUGGGCUCACCGAUUUAUAGCGAGCCGCCAAGGGAUGGGUGGAAGCAACACAAGCCACCACCCUAGAAGAUCUGUUUCAGUUAAUCGCAUUGGAACAGUUCUUCAACGGGCUGACAACAGGCCUGCAGAAUUUGGUACGAGACCGUAAACCCUGUACUCUACAAGAGGCAGCCAAACUGGCUGGCGAAUUCCAGGACACCAGGAGAUACCAACGAUAACAGCACCGAUCCGCAUACGGGUCUGCAGCGUGUCUCCCAGCAGUUACUACUUCGGUUCACCCAUGACCAGGGGUAAGCAAUAUCCAGGACCCUCCGAGGUACAAUACUUGGUCGCAGAUUCGCUGCCACACCUGCAACCAGCAGGAGCAUAUCUAAAAGGACUGCCCACAGAACAAUAACUGGCAUAACCAAGGCCCACCCCCCAGUGGCAGAGCUGCGGUACAUUGUUACCAGAGGGAAUCUUCUGUCCCGCACACUACAGCAACACCGGUAGUAGAGCCACUGGGGGCCCUACACGAGGUCAACCCCAUACAAGCUGCCUCGAAUAACAACCAGGGGCACCGCCAGGUGGUACACAUGGAGGGGAAGAGUGUACAGGGGUUACGUGACUCUGGGGCCACCUUGACUUUGGUCCGGAAUCAUCUUGUUCCAAAGGACAAUAUCACCGGAGACUGUGUGGCCAAACGAGUGGCAGGGUACAUCUGGAUUGGGGAGCGGGGCAUGGGACUGUGGAGGUGGGGAUCAUGCAGGAUUUGCCAGCUGAUGUUAUUUUGGGCAACGACUUGUGGGAGCUCACUUCCGCUUUUGUCCCUCAACCCACCGUCCAGGAAGCCUACCCUGUUACUAGCCGGCAGCAGGCCCGCACCACGGCUCCAUCCGAUCACUCUGAGGCUCAGGUAAGCAAUCUGCCCCACAACCCUGCUGUUCUUCCCUGGGAUGCACCCUUCGAAUUUGGCAGCGAGGUAGCCCUAGAUCCCUCCCUGCAGGUCUAUAAGGAUAGACUAGACAAGGACCAAGACUGUCUGGAGGGACAGAGAUAUGCCUGGGACAAAGGUUUACCAUACCGCUACGCAGCGAAAGUAAUAGCCGGGUCCAUCCCCAUGUCCACUAAACAGUUAAUACCCUGCAAAUAUAGACUGGACUUGCUGCGCAUCGCGAGUGAUAUACCGUUAUCAGGGCAUUUAGGGAUCUGCCGAACUAAACAUCGGCCGAACUAAACAUCGGCUGACACAGAACUUCUUCUGGCCAGGUAUCUCAUUUGACAAUAUUGUCAAACCUGCAAUACCUGCCAGAGAGUAGGAAAGCGAGGGGACCGCUAUAAAGCAAAACUGUUCCCUACCCAUAAUUGAAGAGCCCAUUAGUAGGGUGGCCGUUGAUUUAAUAGGCCCCCUAGCUAAGCCUAGUCCCUCCGGCAAGCAGUACAUCUUGACCGUAGUGGACUACACCACUAGCUAUCCAGAGGCGGUGGCGCUGACCAAUGUACAUGCAGAGAUCAUAGCGGAUGCCCUAAUGCAAAUCUUCUCCCGCAUGGUAUUUCCCCAGGAGAUUAUUUUGGAUAGGGGCACCCAGUUUACUGCAGAGGUCACCCACCAACCCUGGAAGGUAUGUCGGAUAAAAUCUAUCCUAAACUCCGCUUACCACCCCCAGUCCAACAGUCUCUAUGAGCAAUUUAACGGGACACUUAAACAGAUGAUCAUACGUUCAUAUACACUCAAUCGGACUGGGAACGGUUUUUACCCCACUUACUAUUUGCUUAUAGGGAGGUUCCCCAAGAGUCCACCGGGUUCUCCCCUUUUGAAUUAUUGUUCGGGAGGAGGGUGAGGGGUCCCUUGUGUCUCAUUAAGGAACACGUGCUAGAGUUUAGGGAGCUCUUGGAGGCUUUGACUCAGUCGGUGCGUACCAACCUCCAGACGGCCCAACAACGACAGCGCAGAUGGUAUGAUAGGGGGGCUAGGGACCUCAGCUUUCAGAUAGGGCAGAAGGUGUUAAUUCUAUGGCCGGUCCACAGUGACAAGCUGCAGGCCUCCUGGCAGGGCCCAUACAAGGUGGUAGAACAAAUCUGUGAUGCCACCUAUGUGAUCGGUCCGUGCGCGGGAGCAGGGGGCAGACGCAUGCUCCAUGUGAAUAUGCUGAAGCCCUACUAUGAGCGCAUAGAAGAGGUAGCAGCUAUUUGCGCCUCUGCCGCAGAGGACUUUGAUAACUUACCUCUCCCAGACCUCCUAGAGAAGGAGAGCCAGAAUGAGGGCCUGGAAGAGUUACAGUUAGGUUAGCGCUUGAACCCCCAGGAACGGGCACAGGCUCAAAGUUUAAUUAGGGAAAAAGAGGCCACCUUCUCCAAUCUCCCCGGGUAUACCCCUCUAGUGACCCACAGAAUAGAGACCCUAGGGCAGGCCCCCCUUCGCCAACCUCCUUACCGCAUACCUGAAUCCAUAAAGGAGAAUAUGCGCAAGGAGAUUGAGGAGAUGCUGCAGUUAGGAGUCAUCGAGCACUCUGAUAGCCUUUGGGCCUCCCCAGUAGUUCUGGUGCCGAAGCGGGAUGGAACUACCCGCUUCUGUAUAGACUACCGAAUGCUCAAUGAUAAAACAGUAUCCGAUGCCUAUCCUAUGCCACGAAUAGACGAGCUCCUAGACAAAAUGGCCAGUACCUCACUACAAUAGAUCUUUGUAAAGGGUAUUGACAAAUUCCCCUAGCCAAGGACGCCAUUCCUAAGUCGGCGUUUGUCACCCUGUUUGGCCUGUACCAGUUUAAGGUCAUGCCAUUCAGGAUGAAAAAUGCUCCGGCUGCAUUUCAGAGGAUGGUGGAUCGGCUAUUGGAUGGGUUCCAGGAGUACGCUUGUGCCUUCUUAGACGAUAUAGCCAUUUUCAGCCACUCCUGGACCGAACAUUUGACCCACAUAGGAGCCGUACUAGACCAUAUUCGGGAGGCAGGGUUAACCCUUAAGCCCAGUAAGUGCCAUAUAGGAAUGGCGGAGGUCCAAUACGUGGGACACAGAGUAGGAAGCGGCCAACAAAAACCUAGACCCGCCAAGAUAGAGGCAGUAGCCAAAUGGCCAACUGGGUUCUCACGUACUAAAACCCAAGUCCUAGCCUUCCUAGGUACCGCAGUGUACUACUGUAAAUUUGUGCUCGAUUACAGCACCCUGGCCAAACCACUCACUGAUCUAACCCAGCAAAAAUCUCCCUAAAAUAGUAGUCUGGGCCCCAGAGUGUGAACAGGCAUUCCAACAACUGAAAGAGUGUGCCUUUGAAAUUCCAGGGCCAGUUGGUAUACAUUUAAGGGUAUUUACUAAGGGAACUUGCUAUAGUAAUAGAAUAAGUACUGUUCUUCCAGGAUUCUUGUUUUACAUGAAUUGGACCUGAAUAGCCUGUUAUGAGAGAUAUUGUUGUACAAUUUUUGCCUCCUGUAGAACCCGAUUUUUGUCUCCUGUAGGAUCCACAUUUUUGGCAAAAUGUGGCAGUGGAUCGUGCUUCCAAAUCCUGCCAUUUUUUGAGAUGGCUGAUAGAGCCAUUCAUCUUUGCUUGCAAUUUGCAAUAUGUGCCAUCUGCAAUGUCUUAUUAUGCACCCACAAGAAUAUAAAUGUAAGGUCCCACAGUCUUGUGUGGGAUCUGCCCUAGAUCCCAGUGUUGUACUCUGACACCUGGAAAAUUAAGGGUCAUAGCUGAAGAGGAAUGGGUGUGUGGAAACUGUCUUUGUCACUGCUCCCUCUUCUGGGUAGCACGGUACAAGUGGACAUAGGACACCAAAUGCAAAGACUUCACAAGUAACAGUGCCACUUUAAGUGCAUUCUGUAUAGAUAAGUGUUUCUAAAUAUGUGAUAUACUAAUGUGUUUGAUGUGGUUCUACACAAAAAGGUUACUGUGAGCAAAAAAUGUGUUUAUAUUAGGUGAAAAUUCUCGAUCUUAGAUUGAAAAUUGGCUUAAAGAUAAAGUACAAUAAGUAGUUAAUGGAACAUUUUAAGGUUGGACAAAAGUGGUAAUUGGAGCAUCUGUGGGCUUUUUUUUUUUUUUUCAGGAUACACUUCUCUUUAAUGUGAAUAUAAAAAAUUUCAAAGUGCAUUGAAAAUCAUGUUUGCAGAUGACACAGAGCAACAUAAUGUAAUACAGAACAUCUUUGUCUUACUGUAAAUAACCUAUUCCUCUGUAUUUUAAAUGUCUUUUGUCCUCCCUCCCCCCACAGGUUACAGGAGUACUGUCAAUGUACAUCACUCUUUUUAAACUAUUUUAACAAGAUAUGCAUGUCUGUGAUAUAGUUGCUUCUGUAGCUCAUUUCUUACCGUUCGAUUUAUUCUUUUCUGAUGUACAUAAUUUAUAGUACAAAGCUAUAUUCAAAGUGAAUAGAGAUGAUUUGAGGAAUAUAUAUAUAUAUAUAUAUAUAUAUAUAUUAUACUUCAAUAAGAUAUGCACAAUUUAAACUAGAAGGGCAACAGAGAUGCAUUUUUUCUGAGCUGACCUUAACACUCUAGUACUCAAAUACCAAUCAAAAGAUUUAGAACACCUCUAUUUGUCCAGUUUAAUUGAAAUUUGCACCGUUUACUGGAAAUCCAUCUCCACCGGGCAGCCCUAACAGCAUGGACCUCUUGAACGGCAAACCGCCGGGGGCCACAAAACAUGGCGGCUCGUACCCUGUUGCAGGGGUCCGCAGGGCGGCCAGGCCCCCUGGAGUGACAGGCCCGGUUGCAGCUGCGACCGCGGUAUGUACGCCACUGCACACAGAUACAUUGUAUCUUUAUGUCUUUAUCUGCAUGUGUGCCCGUGUCUGGAUCGGUUUGUCUGUAUAGGUAUGCCUGUGUGUCAGUCUGUAUGUGUGUGUCUGCAUGUGUAUCAGGAUAUGUAUCUUUGUGUCAGGGUAUAUAUCUGUGUACCUGUAUGUGUGUGCAUCUGUGUGUCUGUAUAUCUGCAUGUGUGUCAGUGUUUUGUGUUUGUAUCUGUAUUUUUUUUUUUUGUCCGUGUUUGUAUCUGUAUGUUUGUGUAUCAUUGUGUCUGUAUGUCAGUGUGUGUAUCUGCAUGUGUGUCAGUGUUUGCAUCUGUGUGUCUGUGUUUGUUUAUGUAUAUCUGCAUGUGUGUGUCUGGGGCAGAGGGAGCCUGGGGUAGAGGAGAAGCAGGUAGAGCCUAGGGCAGAGAAAAAAGGCAUAUAGGGCAGAGAAAAACGUAUAAAUUUGACAAAUGCAGCUAUAUUAAUUACAAACAUUUUGUUAAUGGGAGGUAUUCAAUUUAUGGGAAUGGGAUGCCAAGAGGUACUCAAGUGAAAACAGUUUGGGAACCACUGUCCUAAAGAAUCAUUGGUUUUAGAGCUUUUCUAUGAGGAGAUGCCUGCAAUAGCUGUGCAACUGCCCUAUUUUCCAAUGAGAAGCACUUGGUUUGCCUGGGCAGAGCAGAUUUGUUGCAAGAAGGCAGUCCCUUCCAUAGGUUUGGAUAUAAAUAAGAUCUUUUUUGAAGACCCCAUCUAAAAUUGAAAAAAAACAUGCUGUGUUCCUUUAACAUGUUACCCUCACAGCACGUCAUGCAGUUGUAGGGAACUGCUACAUAUGUAGUGACGUUUGCCUCUAGAUGAGCAUUGCACAUUCACUACUGGAGAUACAUGCACAUAGCAGCAAUGUUAGAUGUCAUGUUGAAUUUGUUUGACUUGGGUGUGCUUUUGCAUAUCUGUCUCAGCUUAAUAAAUGCUAUAGAUUUUCUACUAGAUUUUCAUUUUAUUUGUAUUGUAUAUAUUUUUGUCUCAUGUAGGAUCCGAUGUAUAUGGGUUUUUCUGCUUUUUGUACAUUCUUAAUCUUAUAGUCAGUUUUGUGGUGUUUACAUUAUGAGUGUAAUUAUAGGAAGGAAUAAUUUGUCCGUGGUUGAUACCAUCUUGUAUAUUUCUGUUUUUCUAUACACUUUUAUGAUUGAGACUGAGCAUUCAUCUCCUAGCCUUCCACCUCCUAACAAAUAAUGCUUACUCUCAACAUCUUUGCUAUUUCUAUACUAACAGAAAUCAUUAUACCCUGAAUUAACCUUUGCCUCCAUUAUUCCGCUAAAUCAAUAAAGACAUUUAGCCAACCUGUGUAUACACAAUAACAUGUACUGUGUAGGAUUGCACUUUUGAUAGCUCAUUGUUUCACAUUUAGUUUCAAGAUUACAGUAAAUUACCCAUGAUAAAUGCAACACUAAAUCAGUAAUUCCAAAAUAUGAGCAACAAACCUGCAACUUUUUCACACCAAUAGCCACCAGAUGGAGCUUUCAUGUUGUUUAAAGGCCUCCAUGCCUCUAUAUAUUCCUUUUUCAACAUAUUGCAUUGUAACAAGAGCUGCUAUAUUAAUAACUUCCAGUUUUCAACUUUUCUCUAAGUACCCACGGAUUCAAGAUACAAGCUUUACAGAGGUCACAGCCGAGGAAUAUCGUAUGGUGCUGGCCACAGGUAAGACUGUUUAGGAAUGUGUGUAUGCAUGUAUUUAAAUAUUUUGUAUUUGUAUCUUAUAGUUAAAGCAGCUAAAAGAUAAAAUCUUUUUUUGAAUUACUCACAUUGACUGUAUUGGAAUUUGACUAAAAGCUUGUCACAAGACUAAAUAGGGACUACUUUGUCUUAUGUACUUUUCUUUGCCGUUUUGUCAGUUCCCCCAGCUGUCACUAAUUACUGGUGUGGCUUUAAGGCAUUGUCUCGCUAAUGCAAGAUAAAAACUAUGGUUGGUCUUGCGGGAUCCUCCCUAGAUAUCAGUGUUUUACUCAUGCAUUCACGAGAAUACAGCAUUGACAUGAGCUCCUGGCACAUGAAGUGCCAGGAGCUGAAGAAAUCCGCUAGAUGGAGAUGGUGUCACCCGCAAAGGAGCAACUUCAGGUACCCAUAUCUCCACUGCUUGCUGGUCACUGCAUACCUAGCUGCGAUGCCACCAAAAUAUGUCUAGAACUUGACAGAGCUUUUUUAAAAUAUUUUAUCAUACAUUAGUUGGUUAAUCUUGAUGCAGUUUUUUAAGUUUGAAUUGUAAUGAUAAUUUGGGCAUUUCUUUUAUAUUGUUAUAGAAGUGGCACUUUCAUAAAUAAAGAUGCUUAACCCCUUAAGGACACAUGCCUUGUCAUGAUUCACUUUUAUUCCAGAAGUUUGGUCCUUAAGGGGUUAAAGGGAUACUGUAGGCACCCAGACCACUUCAGCUCAUUGGAGUAGUCUGGGUGCUGUGUCCCUUUUGCACCUAGUGCUGCAAUGUAAACAAUGCAGUUCCAGACAACUGCAAUGUUUACAUUGCAGAACUGAGUCUGCCCUCAUUGGCUGUCUACCAGACAGCCACUGGGGGCGCUUCCGGAAUCGUAACUGACUUUUGGUUCAUUAUCUGACGCUGGACGUCCUCACGCACUGCAUGAGGACCUCCAGCAUCAGAUUUUUCCACAUAAAUUGAUUCAAUGCUUUCCUAUGGGAGGCCUAAUGUGCUCAUCGUGGGACGGAGGAGAAUGUGGAGCUACGACCCAGAAAAGUUUUUAACCCUUUAUUUACCGGGGGAGUAGGGGGUGGGGGGGGGGACUGCGAAGGAGGGGAGAGGCUGAUGGAUCGGUAGUGCACUACACAAUCCCUUUAAAGAAACACUCCAGACACACAGCUUGUUGAAAUGCUUUGUGUUUGGAGUCUUUCAUAUUUGUGACCAUCUAUAAAUGUUCAGAUUUCAAUAGCAAUUGGCACUUUUAUAAUUAGGGACAUUAGGUUUUAUUUUGUAUCUGUAAGCUCAAGAGGGCUAACAGAAGUCGCAGACACACUGGGCUAAUGCCAGGCUGCUAGGAGCAGCAUUAUAGCUCAUUGAGAAGCAUAAAAAUCAUGAACACAGAGGCUUCUCAUUGAGAAAGAGGGAGGACUUGCAGGUCUGUGGGUUUGCAUAGCAGCAGGUCUGUAGCUUUUUCAAGCUUCUUUUAUAUAUCCCCAAAGAAAAUGUGCAUAACAAACACGUACAUGUUUUCUUUGGAGGUAUAUCUAUGAAAUUGUUAAAAAAAGAAAAUAAAAAAAAUAUUUUUUUUUAAUGGAGUGUUCCUUUAAUCUUGAUCCUAAAUAUUUACAAUACUACAUUAACCCCUUCCCGACCCAGGACGGUUCAGGACCGUCAUCGGGAUUUUCCCAUUGCGGACCGAUGACGGUCCUGAACCGUCCUAACGGUUUCCGUUACUUACCUGAUCGCCGUCGUUCCCCCGGCGGCGAUCAGCGUGGCUCCGGUUGUGGGGAGACUGCCUGCAGCCCAGACAGUCUCCCCACACUGAAUUAGGACCCCCUGUGGCCAUGUGAUCGCUUAACACAGCGAUCACAUGGUCACAAUAGGUGUCCAUGUGUCUGCCUGCAGGGGGACUGUCUGUGCUGACAGGCAGUCUCCCUGCAACUGUAAAAUCAAAAAAAAAAUUAAAGUUAAUGGUAAUAAAAAAAAUAAUAAUAAUUAUAUAUGUAUAAAUAUGAUAUAUAGACAUAUAUUGUAUCUAUAUAAUAUAUGUCUAUAUAUCAUAUAUAUAAUGCCAUACUAAGUGUAUUUUUAUAUUAAUAUGUACUUAUAUUAAUAUAAAAAUACACUUAUAAUUAAAUUACACACGUGUGUGUAUAUAUAUAUAUAUAAUAUAUAAUAACUAUAUAUAUUGUGUGUGUAUAUAUAUAUAUAUAUAUAUAUUAUAAAAUAUAAAUAAGUAAUUUAAAUUAAAUAAAAAAAUUUUAAAAUAAUAAAUUUAAAAAAAUUAUAGCUAUAUGAAAUUUUAUUCUAACUGUAUUUUAAAAUUAAUAUAUAUAUAUUUAUAUCAAAAUACACUUAGAAUGAAUUUGUAUAUAUAUCUAUGUAUAUAAAAAUAAAUAAAAAUAAUAAGAAAUAUACAUAUGUCCAUAUACAAAAUUACAUAAAUAAUUAUAUAAAUAUACACGUAGACUUCAAAUAUAUAAAUAUGCAUAUAUAUUUAAAUUCUACGUGCGUAUUUAUGUAAUAUUUUUACAUAAUUCAGUAAUUUUAUUGAUUGCAAUUUGAGGGACCUGCCUGCCAACCCAGGCCAAAAUUCCAGAGAAUUUAAUUUGCUAGCACUGUAUUUUACCCUGUAACGUUCUACGACACCCUAAAACCUGUACAUGGGGGGUACUGUUUUACUCGGGAGACUUCGCUGAACACAAAUAUUAUUGAUUCAAAACAGUAAAACAUAACAGCGAUGAUAUUGUCAGUGAAAGUUACUUUUUUUGCAUUUUUCACACACAAACAGCACUUUUACUGAUGAUAUAAUUGUUGUGAUAAGUUUUCCAGUUUUUAAACACUAAUAUUUGUGUUCAGCGAUGUCUCCCGAGUAAAACAGUACCCCCCAUGUACAGGUUUUAUAGCAUUUUUGAAAGUUACAAGGUCAAAUAUAUGGGUCAAAUAUUUUUACAUUGAAAAUGGCCAGGUUGGUUACGUUGCCUUUGAGAGCGUAUGGUAGCCCAGGAAUGAGAAUUACCCCCAUGAUGGCAUACCAUUUGCAAAAGAAGACAACCCAAGGUAUUGCAAAUGGGGUAUGUCCAGUCUUUUUUAGUAACCACUUGGUCACAAACACUGGUCAAAAUUAGCGUUCAAUUUAGUUUUUUUACUUUUUUCACACACAAACAAAUAUGAAUGCUUACUUUGGCCAGUGUUUUCGACUAAGUGGCUACUAAAAAAGACUGGACAUACCCCAUAUUGAAUACCCUGGGUUGUCUACUUUAAAAAAAAUAUGUACAUGUGGGGUGUUAUUCAGAGAUUUAUGACAGAUAAUAGUGUUACAAUGUCACUAUUGAUAAAUUUUAAAAAUGUAUGUUUUGAAACCGCAAUAUCCUACUUGUACCUAUAGCCCUAUAACAUGCAAAAAAAAGCAAAAAAGCACGUAAACACUAGGUAUUUUUAAACUCAGGACAAAAUUUUGAAUCUAUUUAGCAGUUUUUUUCAUUCGCUUUUGUAGAUGAGUAAAAGAUUUUUCAAGUAAAAGUCAAAAAACAUGUAUUUUUUUCAAUUUUUCAUCAUAUUUUUUUAUUUUUUUUAAAUUAAAAUACAUGAGAUUAUAUAAAUAAUGGUAUGUAAAGAAAGCCCCUUUUGUCCUGAAAAAAACAAUAUAUAAUUUGUAUGGGAACAGUAAAUGAGAAAGCGGAAAAUUACAGCCAAACACAAACACCACAAAAGUGUAAAAAUAUGCCUGGUCGCAAAUGUACAACAUCGCAAAAACAGUCCAGUCCUUAAGGGGUUAAACAAAAGUGUUCCAUACACAUUACAUGUAUAAACAACAUGAAAUAAUAAAAUUUUGGAUGCCAAAUAGAACGUUUUUAUUAAAGGGUCUCUCUAAGCAUGUAUAACAAUUUUAAUUGCAUAGGUUAUGGCGCAGACUGCCCUGUCACUGGAUUGAUUUGUAAAAAUAACAGGUAUUAGACUGCUCCUGGUCAUCCAAAGCCUAUCCAGCUUGUGUCUGUGCAAUUCUCUCCCCUCCUUACGGUCAGUAUAUUGAAAUAUCACUGAACUGUGAACAGAGCUUAUGGAUAGGCUAAUAGCAGCUCUGAUAUGCCUACAACCAGUUUACCAAUCAUUUCCACUCAUUAUUUUGAAGAAAAUUGUGAUUGAGUCAAAGCUAAAUACCCUCUUGACAGGGUUUUUGAGAUGAUAAAAAAACCUGGAGAAUGCUUGGCGAGCACACAACCAACAACUCAUAUAACUGAACACACCGAAUGUUCUCAGUAUUUAAAAAAAAUAUACAUGAACAUUGAACCCCCCAAAAAAGGUGAUCUUUGUGCUAUCGCCAACUGUUACAUAACCACGACAAAGUAAAGGACACAUAUAAACUGGCAUGGCACAAACCAUCUAGAACCACAAAGGAAAAUACAAUACCGUUGGUACAUAGUACUGGAUAAAAUACACAAAAUAUGGCCCCAAUCAUCAACCAACAAAUGCUGGAGGUGUGACACAGGUGGGGACAAUGGUACACACAUGGUGGGCGUGCAAAGCUUUGCAACCCUUCUGGCACAAGAUCCACAAACUAAUAGAGCAAGUAACCAAUACUAACAUAGAUCUUAAGGUGGAAACAUGUCUCCUAUUUAUACCACCAGAGGAGAUGAAUAAAGUCCAAUGGGCAGCCACCUAUCACAUUCUAAUCUCAGUAGCUACAGUGAGCUCUAGAUAGUGGAAAACACCUACUGCACCACACUUUAACAAAUCAAUACUAACUGGAUGUAUGAGACUAUGUUCUCGAGCCAAAUAGGUGCAAGGAAAACCAAAACUAAACCUAAUUUGAUGUGGAAAGCAUACUGGUCAAACCUAAAAUUGAGCAACAAUAGCAAUACCCCAUAGUCCCCUACAACAAGUAAUGAAAUUAAAGUAAGCAGAGUGCCAACUCAGCGAUAUACCACCAUACAAUCUUGAGUACAUGCGAGCAAUAGACUGAGGCCAAAGCCUCAUACAAUAGCACAGGAAACUACAAAACUUAAGAUGCCACGAACACCACGAGAUCCUAAGCAAAUACUGUAUUAAUAAAGGCAGGAGGAAUGGGUGUUAAAGCAUAUAUGACACUGGACGAAGUGGUUGCCUAUACGUUAAAUUACGUUAUGCCACACUUAAAUACAGUAGGAUGUGCUAAUCUACGCAAAGACCAUGAUGUAUCUGCAUGUUAUUUAAUCUUUGGACUGUGCAUUACCGUUGUUAACCCUACCCCUCCUUCCCUUUGGUACCCAAAGUAUACACAAAAUAAAUUGUCAAAUGGAAAAAUUAAUAUACAAAGACCUAUCGAAUGUUGACAAAGCAAUGUAAGAUUUGAGAUUCUCCCUAUCCCUCCUUUUUCAUCUGUACCCCAUAUACUUUACAAAACAAUAAAAAUUGUCAAAUCGAAAGAAAAAAAAACAUGGAGACCAAAAUUAUAGGCUCUUGAUUGGUUAAGCAUCUUCCUUGUAUGAGAGCAGUCUGUUUGCUGGAGUUUUAGAAAAUGUUUAAUUUUAUUAAUAGGAUAUCUGUAGAGUGCAUUAAAAAUAGACUGUCACUUUCAACCUUAUGUCCAGUGACCUUUUAAUACAUUAUGCAUUCAUCAGUUACUCAUCUGGGCUCCAAAAAUGCCUGCUAGGUUUUGGGGUUUUUGUUUUUUUACAUUACAUCAAGUAUAGCUUGCUGAGGUCUCUGUGUUAUUUGAUAGUAGGGCACCAAAUUCCUCCGCUAGCAUUUUACUCCUCUCUAUACAGUACAGAGAGCUGAGCACAAUAAAACAAGCUGGACACAGCAUUAAGAUAUCUAUAAAAUACAUAGAGCUGAGUACAAUACAGAGAUAACCAUACCACAAGCAGAACUGAAAAAGAUAGCUAUAUAAUACGCAGAGUUAGGCACAACACAAUGAUACCUAUACAAUACACAGCCUACAUAGAUAACCAUACAACAGGUAGAGCUGUAUAAAAUACAGAGAAAUAACACACAGAGCUGGCACAGUAAGGUGAUAACAUAACUAUCCCACACAGCCUGGGUCACUGUGAUGGAUUACAUAGAGCUGCAAUACACAGAUUCCCACACAGUGCAUGUCUUUGUAUAAUGCUUUAGCUCUCUCUCUUCCGGUUUUCCUAGCCACCUCUCAGCUCUCCCAUGCAUGAUCUCAUCUUCAGUAGUGCUUUAAUAACUUUUGCUUUCUAUUAAAUAUUGCUACUAAUAUGAAAAAAUAGUAAAGCUACUCCAUAAGCUUUCAACACACAUUCUGCAUAUGGUUAAAGCAGCAGGGUACUGAUAGACUCCAACCAUGUCAGCUACUCCUGACUCAUUGUUGGCAACCAUAUCCGCUACUCCAGACUCCCUAUUAGCACUCAACACACAGUGUGCAAGGAUUAAAACAAUAGAACACUGAUAGACUACUUUUUACGUUUGCAGUUGGUAAUGAGGAGGCAAGAAGUAGCUGACAUGAUUACCAGAAUCAACAAUUAUGGCAGAUUUAAAUCCGAAUCAGAUCAAUUCUCAAAGUCACAGACAGUCCUGCAGUUUAAUGCUUUACACCUUUUUAACUAGCCACAGCAUGAUUGCCUCAGGUCUCAGCUGUACAGUGACUGAGCACUUUAAAUAAGAUUAAGGAUAUGUGCAAUAUGAGUCAUUAAAACUAUUAGUGACUGGCAGCAUAGUGCUCUGUUUCAAAAAUGUUCCUCUCCUCUUGUCACCACUGGGCUUCCCUGUGUGUGUGUGUGUGUGCAAUAUAUAUAUUACACACACACAAUACUAGGAGAUGGGGUUACAGUGCCAACAAGAGAGAUGAGGAAGAAGCGUUCUUGGAAGUAACACGGAAAGAGCAGAGCAGCAGCCCCUGCCAAGUGUAUAAUAUCAUUUUAUUUUAUUUUUUUUCUUAUCCGAUAGCCCUAGUGACUGCCAAAGGGCUAAUUAAGCAAGUGAAUUUACAUACAUAUAUAUAGCAGUCACUAGGGCUAUCGGAUAAGAAAAAAAAAAGAUAUUAUACACUUGGCAGGGGCUGCUACUCUGCUCUUUCCGUGUUACUUCCAAGAACGCUUCUUCCUCAUCUCUCUUGUUGGCACUGUAACCCCAUCUCCUAGUAUUAUCAGCCAAUGAUGGACCCUGAAUAGAGAGGAAAAUAGCAUGUCUCCACUCCUAGGCUCAGCCGCCCUAAUUGGAACUCAGUGGAAAUUCCUUCUUAAAGGACACUAGGCAUGUGCAAAACCUGCUGACACAGGGAAGAUUCCAACAAACCCCAUUUUUGGACAUGCCUAGCUAAACUCAAGUAAGUGUUUCCAAUGAGUUGGGAUCGGCCCUGCAGAACUGAAACCUAUUACAGAAUUAAAUAGACUUUUAAUUUUUUUCCCUUUUUUUCCCUUUUUUUUUUUAUUUGGCUUACCACCCUCCACUCCAAAAAAGUAUCCUAGUGUAUUUAAACUACUGCAAAUAAAUGUUUUCCCGACAUAAAACUUGUUGGGGUACUGUAUGAGCCUCCACUGAUGCUGACAUUAUCCAAGCUCUAAAAAAAAGAUACACUGUCUCCUAUACCUAUUAUUAUUAUUAUUAUUAUUAUUAUGUUUUACUCAUUUAUUUGUGUAGUUUUGUAGAAAGUUUGCGAAUGAGCUUUUAUAAAUAAUGGUAAAUAACAUUCUUUUUUCUGAUGACAGACAGUCUAAAACAGAUGGAAGAGAUGAAAAAGGGAAUGUGGACAAGACUCAAAGAAAAAUUUAAUGCUAAAUCCCCUCAGGAUGGAGCAAAGGACUAA
Molecule: messenger RNA, 18633 nt
Organism: Pelobates cultripes (western spadefoot toad)
Lineage: Eukaryota; Metazoa; Chordata; Amphibia; Anura; Pelobatidae
Source: the annotation of a GenBank genome assembly